Molecule: messenger RNA, 2942 nt
Organism: Daphnia carinata
Lineage: Eukaryota; Metazoa; Arthropoda; Branchiopoda; Diplostraca; Daphniidae
Gene: CenB1A
Product: arf-GAP with coiled-coil, ANK repeat and PH domain-containing protein 2-like
Exons: 17
Coding region: 521-2710 (729 amino acids)
Cellular component (GO): cytoplasm
Molecular function (GO): protein binding; GTPase activator activity
Source: RefSeq, a predicted model, not a curated record
UUUGACGUUUUUUCCCUUCCUUUCGUUUCUACCCAAAUCCCUUUUUAAAAAAGAUUUCCCAACCGACGUACGUAGGCUGGAUACGAACGAGUUCAUCCUUGUUCCCUCCAGUGAGUGGGCGUGUAAGCCUGUUUGUUUGUAUGAACACUUUUUUUUUCAAAAAUAAGCUUGCGGCAGCGGUUACUUUGCAUGCCAUUUCGACGACUGAUUGCAACAUAAGAUUUCCCUGACACGAUACAUACGUCAUUCCAUUGUAGGACGGGGGGUCUUCGAUGACUACAAUUUUCAAUCUUCCACAGUGAUGGGACGUUAUUGUGUUCUUCUUCCCAAUCCUUAAGUAUUGAGCUUAAUGCUGCAUAGGGCAGCCUAAAUCUAAUUCAAACAUGUUGCCAACUUUUAUCCCAGUGUGUUAAACAACCAUUAACCAUUUAAGCCAAAUUACUGAUUGUUGCGUAAAAUUAACACCACUGUCAAUCAGCUUGAAACUAUCAUCACAGAUCUGAACUGUCUGCCAUUCACCAUGAAGCCACUAAUAUCAUACGAAGAAUGCAUGAGGGAUUCCCCCAAAUUUAGGGAUGUUCUGGAGGAAAACCAUGCCAAUCUCGACGAUCUGGAAGGAAAACUAGAAAAGGUCUUGAAAAACUGCAACUUGACAAUUGAAGCAGGGAAAGCCUACUUGGGCUUUCAAAGUAACCUUGUUCAAAGCAUGUUGCAAGUGAGCAUGCAUUUCAAAGGAGACCCAGCAGUCUCUCAGGCUUUGAAUAAAGUCGCCAAUUCGUUACAAGAAACUAUCAAAUAUCAUUCAAUCCUGAUUGACCAAACCAGUAGAUCAGUUUCUAGAUCACUAAAUAAUUUCCUAAAGAGGGACCUGAAGCAAGUCAAGGACAGUCGGCAACACUUCGACAAAAUUUCGGCUGAUCUCGACACGGCUCUCGCUCGACAUGCCCAAGCUCCCAAAAAUUCCAAUAAGAGUCAAGGAAUAAACACUUCUGGCUCCGCGAACACUGUCCUAGCCACCAGCGCACUCUCUUCAUCGCAUCAGGGUUUGAUGACCAGUACUGGAGUGGACGAAACGGCCAAUGUGUUGAUUGCUACGCGCAGUUGCUUCCGUUACACGGCCUUGGAUCAUUUAUUCAUUGUUAGCCUCGUGCAGUCGCGGAAACGCCAUGAAAUUCUUGAUCCCUUACUAUCCUACAUGCACGCCCAGAGCACCUUCUUUCACCAAGGAUCGGACCUCUUCCAAGAUACUGAUCCGUUCCUGAAAAACAUUGGAGUAGAAGUGUCGCGGUUUCGAGACGCUACAAAUGCUUUGGAAAGAGAAUUGGGAAAUCGCCACAGCGUAGUCACCUCAAAAGAUCUGGUGCCCAUGCUAAAAUCAGAGACCUUGAAUGGAACUCGUAUGGAAGGCUACCUUUUCAAACGAACUUCGAGUCCGCUUAAAACAUGGAAUAGACGAUGGUUUGCCAUUUGUUCCAGCCAGUUGAUUUACCGCAAAAGAACAGGAGACCGAGAGGGCACUGUAAUGGAACAAGAUUUGAAACUUUGUUCCGUUCGACCGCUGAACGACAUUGAUCGCCGCAACUGCUUUGAGGUUAUCUCGCCCACUAAGUCCCACGUACUGCAAGCAGACUCCGAAGAAACUUUUCAAGUAUGGAUCCAGGCCAUUCAAGAUGAGAUAGGUGCAGCAAUGCAGUUGAUGUUAAGCAGCCGAAGUAGUUCUGGACAUAGUUUAGCUAGCAACGAAUCGCCGAGGAGUAACGCAAAAGAUAGCCAAAACUCUAGCAACAGUACCACCGAUAGCGCCAACACAUCCAAGGAAAGCAACAAAGAUAAGAUAUUAUCGGACAUUUUAGCCGUAGCAGGGAACAAUCGCUGCUGUGAUUGUUCCGCUGAGAACCCGGAAUGGGCUAGUAUAAAUUUGGGAAUCACAUUGUGCAUAGCGUGCUCGGGUAUCCACCGUAGUCUUGGUGUGCACGUAAGCAAAGUAAGGUCUCUUACUUGGGACAAAUGGGACGGUGAAGUGGCUCAGGUGAUGGUUUCCCUGGGUAACGCAAUCGUCAACUCGAUCUACGAGUCUAAAGUAGAUACUGCCAGUGAUCUGAGUAAACCACAGCCAGAUUCGACUCAGCAAAUGAGAGAUGCCUGGAUACAGGCAAAAUAUGUCAAAAAGCUCUUUGUUGAUCACAGAUGGGCUGGUGAUGAGAAUCUUGUCAAGGAAGCUGUCAUCAUUCCUGAAUCGGGCCAGGUCGAUCCAAAUUGGCUAUUGAGUAAAGGAGCUGAAACGGGCCAAAUAGUGUGGAUCGCACGUGCUCUAGCUCUGUAUGCGGAUAGGAACACUACCAGUGGUAACGCUGAAGAACGGGCUCCAGUUCAUUUAGCCGUUUUGAAUGGAUCGGUGACGGUAUUGCAGUAUCUUCUUUUAAAUGGGGCCAAAAUAAAUACCAGGGAUGGUGCUGGUAAAACUGCCUUGCUACUGGCAACAGAAUUAGGUCUUCCAGCACAGGUUGGACUACUGUUGAAAAAUCGGGCGGACCAAAAAAUUGCUGAUAAUGACGGGAAUACCCCUUUAGAUGUUGCGGUGAAGACUGCAAACGCGGAUAUUGUUAGUUUUUUGCGCAUUUCUCGUCUAACUGACGAAAUGAGAGAAACUGAAUUUGGUGAGGCUGGGGACGAUACGUUCCAAGAAAUGGUGCGCGAUUUUUUACGAUAAAUUCUAAACACAUUGGGGAACAACUCAUAACUCUAGAUCCUAUUUUCUAUUCCCCCAUCUCCACAUGUUUUUUUUUCUUCUGUCACGGAUGCAUCCUGUUAGUGUCCUCUAGUUUUCAUCAUCCUAAACUCUACUGUGAUGAACAAUUUGUCUCUUGGUUUAUCAUCUCCGUGCUUCUCAUUUUUAUUGCUUCCAUAAAAAAUCUUCAAAAAUAAUACACAAAUUAUACAUU